ACCAAGCUCUCUCGACCUCCUCCCCUCCACCCAUCACCGACUGCUCGUCCAACAUCCACGAAACCACCCCGCGAUAUCCUCUCCCUUACAAAACAACCACACCCACCCCGCGAAUUGUCGAUUAUCUCCUGUUGCAGACCCCUCUCGAGCUGCCUGACGAAGCUACGAACCUUCCCUCACGCCCGCCAUGUUCAGAAACAAUUACGACAACGACUCGGUGACAUUCUCGCCGCAAGGCCGGAUAUUCCAGAUCGAGUAUGCAGCCGAAGCAGUGAAGCAGGGUUCCGUGGUAGUAGGCAUCGCCAGCAAAACACACGCCGUCCUGGUAGCAAUCAAGCGCAACGCUGAGGAGCUGUCCUCGUACCAGAAGAAGAUAUUCCCUGUCGACGAGCACUCAGGUAUCGCCAUCGCCGGCCUCACCUCGGACGCCCGCGUCCUCUCCAACUUCAUGAAGCAGCAGUGCCUCGGCCACCGCAUGACGUACGGCCGCUCGAUGCCCCUCCGCACCCUUGUCGACAUGAUUGGUGAAAAGGCCCAGAUCAACACCCAGGUCUACGGCAAGCGGCCCUACGGAGUCGGCCUCCUCGUCGCCGGCGUCGACGAGCGCGGGCCCCAUCUCUUCGAGUUCCAGCCCAGCGGCAUGACGGAGGAGAUGGUCGCCUUUGCCAUCGGCGCCCGCAGCCAAAUGGCCCGCACCUACCUAGAGCGCAACAUCGACGCCUUUGAGAGCUGCUCGCGCGAGGAGCUCGUGCGCCACGGCCUCAAGGCCCUCAAGGAGAGUCUCGUCCAGGACCGCGAACUGACGGUUGAGAACACGAGUGUGGGCGUCGUCGGCUUUACCGAGAAGGACGGACUCAAGGAGAUUCAGCCCUUCAAGCUGUUCGAUGGCCAGGACGUCAAGGAGUGGCUCGACAGCGUCGCCGCCAGCGAGAGCCAGGGCGCCGGCGAGGAAGGCGGUGAGGGUAUGGAGGUUGAUGAAUAGGCACACACACACGCACGCACCCGUUUUUUAGGGAGGCAACAACGAUGAAGGAGUAUGGGAAGACAGGGGGCUGGGGAACAGCUUGCGUCGCGUUGGAACUAGACCGGCCCAUUGCCGAAUUCCCUUCUUCUCGAGAGGCUCAAGAGUGACGGGAAUUGGGUCAAUUGGACUGGCUGAGGGAGGGCGAAGGAAAACGCAGAGUACUUGAACGCACUGAGCCGGCCCGUUUAGAAUUGUACCAAUACGCUGCAAAAAAGGGAGAUUCAACAGCCGAAUGAACGAGCUGCAUCCAAUGAUUUCCAAGGGACGAGAAGGACACGCGCGACUCGAUUUCACACACACACACAUGUGACUUGAUGUUCGAGAGAUAGAGAGAGGUGCAGGUGGUGGUGAUUAACGAUGUAGGUUUGUUUUCCAUUGGUUAUGCAACUAUCAUGGUGGUCUAUCGAAAAUUGCAAUGCAAACACCCCGCAAGACAACAAGACAACCGACCUCCCCUUUUCCCCCUCCCCUCAUCGUCCCUCAUCGUCCCUCAUCGUCCCUCAUCGUCCCUCAUCGUCCCUCAUCGUCCCUCAUCGUCCCUCAUCGUCCCUCAUCGUCCCUCAUCGUCCCUCCUCGUCUAAUGUCUUAUUCCAGGUGUUACCGGCGCCGAGAGCAAAGUCAGAAACCCCUCCCCAUUCGCUCGCUCCUUUUACCAUGGAAACACGAAGGGCGCCAGACUCCGGUACGCAUCCGCUUUUCACAUUGCACACACGCGACCGGCCAUGCCUCCCCACAAUCCCGUACUCUCCAUCUUCUUGUCUUUGGUUCCUUUUCGCUGCCCGCUCAGACCCUGUUUUGCCUUGAUUGCUCAACUCACACUUGUUCUUCUUUCGCUCCAACAGAUAUAAC
Molecule: messenger RNA, 1873 nt
Organism: Colletotrichum destructivum
Lineage: Eukaryota; Fungi; Ascomycota; Sordariomycetes; Glomerellales; Glomerellaceae
Product: Putative proteasome alpha-subunit domain, proteasome, subunit alpha/beta, nucleophile aminohydrolase
Exons: 3
Coding region: 188-982 (264 amino acids)
Biological process (GO): ubiquitin-dependent protein catabolic process; proteasomal protein catabolic process
Cellular component (GO): nucleus; proteasome core complex; proteasome core complex, alpha-subunit complex
Source: RefSeq, a predicted model, not a curated record